Molecule: messenger RNA, 2223 nt
Organism: Exserohilum turcica Et28A
Lineage: Eukaryota; Fungi; Ascomycota; Dothideomycetes; Pleosporales; Pleosporaceae
Exons: 6
Coding region: 1-2223 (740 amino acids)
Source: RefSeq, a predicted model, not a curated record
AUGCGCUACGACAAUUGGGAUGUGAUCCUGUUCCCCAAAGAUUCACAUGUUCCCAUACAGGAGUUCAAGACGGCUUGCUACGUCUCUUCAGAAGAGUAUGGGCGCCAGCUGCCUACACUGACUUGCUACAUCAACUCUCUGCCGCCAUCGACACCAUUUCGUAUCUCAGUCCACUCAUGGGGUGAUGCGUCGAAAGCCUCGGCGCUUAUUGAGUCUCAGCGCAAAGGCAACCAGAAGACUGUCUUCGCGGUUCAGGUCAUCAUCGACGGUGCCAGAGUCUUCCGCGGUUUCUUCGACCUGGCUUCAAAAUGGCCCCAGGAGAUUUCACACGAGAAAAGGUCACUCACCUUCAAUGAGCCUCCCUCCACUCAUCGAAAACAGUGCCUCGAGUUUCCUCCAUUUCAUAAGCACACGCUGAUGCAGAAUUUGUGGGACUCUCGCGAUCUACAUGGGCGCAUAAGAGUCGUGCUGUCAGAACAGCUAAUCAGCAAGACGUCGAGUCCUGGAGACUUGGACCUUGAUGUUUUAGAGCAGGCUGGAAUCUCGUGGCCGAUACGGAACCCUCUUUACCUCCCCAAUGCGUUCAAUCGGGACAAGCAACAUCCUCAGACCUCUCCAGCGACUUCAUGGACCCCCAAUACCCGCACAUUUGCAGGAGACAAUCAUGCCCAGACACCGCCAUCACCUCGUGCACAGCCCAUAUUUGCCAAGUCACACGAGAAUGAACCCAAGCGGCGAUCUAAUGCACAUUUGCCGCCUAUAUCACAAUUCUCGAGACAUCCCAUGGUGUCGAUGAACAACAGUCGCGCAGGCAUGUGGGACGAUGCCUUUGGUAUGCUCGGUAAUGGCGCCGACGAUAUGAACACGGACAAUUGGGCGACAAAGAGGGGAACACCUGGGUCGUGCGAUUAUUCCAUGCCGGAUUAUAUGUAUACUUCACAUCACUCGACUAAUGGCUCGCCAUGGAUGGAGAACAUGACCCGGUUCGGUCAGAGCGAGAGCACAGGAUGGAAUGAUCGUCCAAGAAAGGAAAAAGAGAAGCAGGUCAUCGUCACGCUUCGAGAGGACCAGCUAGGGCAGAUAAUCGAAGCUAUAAGCCCACCAAAGCGACACCGGGAGAUUCCGCGGGCUUUCGACGCUCAGUACCACGAAAAUGACAGCCAUUCUCACAGCUACCAUCAGGCGAAAUAUGGGGCUGCUCCACUGACCAGCCGUCCGUCUUCCGCAUCACUAGGUCGCAAAUGGAUGCAUCCGGACUCCAACAGCGCUUUACGAAACAGCACGAAUAAAGUGUCAUUUCAAAAGAAUUACGGACAAGACGAAGGGAAGGACAGGAUGCCCAUGACGCAGCGUUCAUCAACUUUAAUCCACAAAGAGAAUAAUGUCGCUUCACAACUGCGAUUACCCACGCCCUUCCCAUACGCCAAUCGUGUCCCAACACCGAAUCCCUUUGUGCAGAGGCAAUCAACAGCUGCUUCAGAGAUGUCCAUGAGAGACCCUUCCUCAAUCCAGCCAACAAUGUAUCGUUUUAGCCGAAGUGAAGCGCCGCCGCCGACCACUGAGCCCAGCAAAUUUGGCUCAGCCCACGGACCCUCUACUGUCAACGUGAGGAGCAGAAAAGAAGGCCUGGCUUCAGAUUCGCCAAAGCUUACUGAUAAAGCGACUCGCCACGAUCAGAGUCUCUUGCCAACAGUCAGUCCCGACGCAGGACUAGCACAGAGUUCCACAUGCAAAGACCAGAGCCGAUUCACUCAUGGCAAAAAAGGCAUCCCCGACCUGGUGGAAAUCAUCGAUGUCGAUGCCAUUGACCCAAGCCUAGAUAGCAACAUGGCCAUGGACAAUACCAAGCUUUCCCCAUUCAAAUCCAGCCACAAGUCGGGCGCCUCGGUAUCCAGCAUCGACAGCACCGUCCGCCUGGAGCGCCAGCUCUUCAGUGCCCUGGGAGAAGAACUCGGUAGCUUCGACCACCAUCACCGCAUCGACACCACAGGCAUGGGCCCAGAGCUCGCACAAGCAUUGGGUGGCGGCACUGUCGGUGCUGGAGGAAACCCGCAUUCCGAAGUCAGUGCCUCGACGACUACGCUGAACCCGGCUGCAAGCGACUUUGAGCCGUCGAUCAAGCGCAAACGACAGGGCACCCUGGGCGGCGAGCGAGACGCAAGUCCGAUGAGUAUUAUUACAAUUAUGGUUUUUGGAAGGGUUUGUUUUUCUUCUACUUGGUGA